AACUCCGCUCACUUCCUGUUUCCGUCAACACACGUGUGUGCAUGAGGAAAGGUGGAACGAUAAACCCGGGGGGUAGAACGUUGACAGAGUCCGUUAAGAACCCAAUUCUUCCCCGUGUCUCGGUACCGCAGCGGGGUCCGCCAUGUUGGAACAACUGGGUCUGAUCGGGACCAUGAGAGACGAGGACCAGAGUCCGGAGGAGCCCGACACCGAGUCCGACCAGGAGGGGGAAAAGAUCAUCCUGAACAGGAAGAAGAAACUCAAGAAUAUUGGUUCCAAAGACUUUAACGCUAACUUUGAAUUUGGAGAGAGAGACAGCCUGACCUCCCGUGGUGAGGACUGGGCGAUGGCUGACGUCAUGAAACAGCUGAAGAAAAAGAGAAUUGUGACAACUCUGGAUCAGAAAAUAGAGAAAGUCAGGAAGAAGAGGAAAGCUGACGAGAAAUUGUCUCAGGGUGAAGGUUCUGCAGUGAAGGACGAGGAGGCGGAGGAGGAUGGAGAGCAGCAAGUGAAGCCUGCUGAGGCUGAUAGCGGUGAUGAAGAUGAUGAGGAGGAGGACGAGGAAGAGGACGAUGAAGAUGAAUUUGACUCGAGUGAUGAGGAGAUUCUGACCAAAUCAGACGUCCUGAGAGAGAAAGAACGGCGUGGGAGGAAGAGGAAAGCUGAAGAAGAGCCUGCAGAGUCUUUCUAUGAAGACGCGUCUCAGUACGAUGAUCAGCUGACCUUUGAUGACAUGAACCUUUCCAGACCCAUCCUGAAGGCCAUCACAGCCCUGGGCUUCAGGCAGCCGACUCCGAUCCAGCAGGCCUGUGUUCCUGUCGGCCUGCUGGGCAGAGACCUCUGCGCCUGCGCUGCUACUGGGACAGGGAAGACGGCAGCCUUUGUGCUGCCCGUGUUGGAGCGUUUGGUUUACAAGCCUAGGACGUCCCAGGUGACCCGGGUCUUGAUUCUAGUUCCGACCAGAGAGUUGGGUAUCCAGGUUCACUCUGUGGCUCGUCAGCUCGCACAGUUCACCUCCAUCACCACCUGCCUGGCUGUUGGUGGGUUGGACCUGAAGUCUCAGGAGGCGGCUUUGAGGGCGGGGCCAGAUGUCCUGAUCGCCACACCUGGUCGACUGAUCGAUCACCUCCACAACACACCAACCUUCGAGCUCACUCACAUCGAGAUCCUGAUCCUGGACGAGGCCGACAGGAUGUUGGACGAGUACUUUGAGGAACAGAUGAAGGAGAUCAUCAGGAUGUGUUCCUAUACCAGACAGACCAUGUUGUUCUCCGCCACCAUGACAGACGAGGUGAAAGACCUGGCAGCUGUUUCAUUGAAGCAGCCAAUCAGGAUCUUCGUCAACAGCAACACAGAUGUGGCUCCGUUCCUACGACAAGAAUUUGUCCGAAUUCGACCGAACAGAGAGGGGGACAGAGAGGCUGUGGUUUCCGCUCUUCUGACUCGGACAUUCCAGGAUCACGUGAUGGUUUUCACUCAGACGAGGAAACAGGCUCAUAGACUUCACAUCCUGCUGGGUCUGAUGGGACUAAAGGUUGGAGAACUGCACGGAGAACUGAGCCAGAGCCAGAGACUGGAGAACCUCAGGCGAUUUAAAGAUGAUCAGAUCGAUAUCUUGGUGGCGACAGAUGUUGCAGCCAGAGGUCUGGACAUCGACGGAGUCAAAACGGUGAUAAACUUCACCAUGCCGUCCACAGUCAAACAUUACGUCCACCGUGUCGGACGAACUGCGAGAGCCGGUCGCUCCGGACGUUCGGUGUCUCUUGUCGGAGAGACUGAGAGGAGGACAUUGAAGGAAGUGGUGAAGUCUGCCAAGAACAGCGUGAAAGCUCGAGUACUGCCGCCAGAUGUCAUCCUGAAGUUCAGAGAUCUGAUCUCUAAACUGGAGAAGGACGUGGAAGCAGUGGUGAGGCUGGAGAGAGAGGAGAGGGAGCUGGCUGCAUCUGAGGCCAAGUUGAGUGUGGCUCAGAAGCGUCUCGACGGCCCAACUUCUUCUGAUCAAUCACAGAGAGUUUGGUUUCAAACUCAACAAGAGCGAAAACAGAGUCGCAUGUCCAAGGCUCUGCAGGAGUUCGAUCUCGCUCUCAGAGGGAAGAAGAAGAGAGAAAAGUUUGUGAAGGACGGCAUGAAGAGAAAGGAGCUGACGUCUGAGGAGCGCUCUCAGUUCGAGAUCUUAAAGGCCCAGAUGUUCGCUGAGCGGGCGGCCAAGAGAGAGAGACGACCGAAGAGAGCAAGAGCGAUGCCCGAGGACGAGGCUCCGGCUAAAGCUGUCAAUCAAAAAGGAGGAAAGGGAGGCAAGAAGUCAGCUUUUGAUAAAGAACUGACCAACACCAGCAACAAGGCUCUGAAACACUACAGAGCUGGACCCUCCUUUGCUGACAGGAAGCGGCUUGGAAUGGGCAAGAAGUCUCCUGGCGGCUCCAGGUUCAAGAAAAAGAAAAAGUGAGAGCCAAGAUGGCCGCCUUCAGCAUCAUGAAUUUUUCACGUUGUCUCUGUCUAAAUUUUGGUCCGGUUGUGUUCAUGAAAGAGCUUUCAAUAAAGAGUCAUUCUGUUUAAAAUACAA
Molecule: messenger RNA, 2563 nt
Organism: Scophthalmus maximus (turbot)
Lineage: Eukaryota; Metazoa; Chordata; Actinopteri; Pleuronectiformes; Scophthalmidae
Gene: ddx27
Product: DEAD (Asp-Glu-Ala-Asp) box polypeptide 27
Exons: 20
Coding region: 143-2446 (767 amino acids)
Molecular function (GO): RNA helicase activity; nucleic acid binding; ATP binding
Source: RefSeq, a predicted model, not a curated record